AUGACUCGUGCUGCUGCGAACGAGAAUGCAUGCUACGGACACAAGAGUGCACGCAAGAAAUCCGUUACCAAGGGGUUACCGUACAGCAUGGCGCAGGCUCGGUUAUUACUUUAUCGGUGGUAG
Messenger RNA from Peronospora matthiolae, 123 nucleotides. The record is from the annotation of a GenBank genome assembly. Lineage: Eukaryota; Oomycota; Peronosporomycetes; Peronosporales; Peronosporaceae.